Molecule: messenger RNA, 1265 nt
Organism: Jaculus jaculus (lesser Egyptian jerboa)
Lineage: Eukaryota; Metazoa; Chordata; Mammalia; Rodentia; Dipodidae
Gene: Med8
Product: mediator complex subunit 8
Exons: 7
Coding region: 134-943 (269 amino acids)
Biological process (GO): regulation of transcription by RNA polymerase II
Cellular component (GO): core mediator complex; mediator complex
Molecular function (GO): transcription coregulator activity; RNA polymerase II cis-regulatory region sequence-specific DNA binding
Source: RefSeq, a predicted model, not a curated record
CACGCCGCAGGAACCGGAAGUCGCUGGGAAGGCCGAGCUCUGAGCUUUCUGAUUGGUGGGCGAAGUCCUCUCAGGAGCGCAAUCCGAAUGGGAACCCGGAAGAGGAAGUUGUUGCGACAGCCGGGCCGCCGCAAUGCAGAGGGAGGAGAAGCAGCUUGAGGCAUCAUUAGAUGCACUGCUGAAUCAAGUGGCUGAUCUGAAGAACUCAUUGGGGAGUUUCAUUUACAAGCUGGAGAACGAGUAUGACCGGCUGACCUGGCCCUCUGUCCUGGACAGUUUUGCAUUGCUCUCUGGACAGUUGAACACUCUGAACAAGGUCUUAAAGCAUGAGAAGACACCACUGUUCCGUAAUCAGGUCAUCAUCCCUCUGGUGUUGUCUCCAGACCGAGAUGAAGAUCUCAUGCGACAGACUGAAGGACGAGUGCCAGUUUUCAGCCAUGAAGUAGUCCCUGACCAUCUGAGAACAAAGCCAGAUCCUGAAGUCGAAGAGCAGGAGAAGCAGCUGACAACGGAUGCUGCCCGCAUUGGGGCUGAUGCAGCUCAGAAGCAGAUCCAGAGUUUGAAUAAAAUGUGCUCAAACCUUUUGGAGAAAAUCAGCAAAGAGGAGCGAGAAUCAGAGAGUGGAGGUCUCCGGCCAAACAAACAGACCUUCAACCCCGCAGACACCAAUGCGUUGGUGGCAGCUGUUGCCUUUGGGAAGGGGCUGUCUAAUUGGAGACCUUCAGGCAGCAGUGGUCCUGGCCAGCCAGGCCAGCCAGGAGCUGGAACAAUCCUUGCAGGAGCCUCAGGACUACAACAAGUCCAGAUGGCAGGUGCUCCAAGCCAGCAGCAGCCAAUGCUCAGUGGAGUACAAAUGGCUCAGUCAGGUCAACCAGGGAAAAUGCCAAGUGGAAUAAAAACCAACAUCAAGUCAGCAUCAAUGCAUCCCUACCAGCAGCGGUGAGUGCGGACAUCAGACUCCACUCCCAGGUGAUCUGUGCAGAGUUGGACAGUGAAAUUACUUUUUGCUUAAGGCUCAACUAGAUGGGUACAAUAAGAAGAACAUAGGCAUUCAACAACAGACAAAUCCUAUCUCCACUGAUGAAUAGCUUUGUGACCUUGAGCAAGGUGACCUAAUUUUUCUAAGCAUGUGUUCUCAUUUGUAAAUGGUGAUAAUACCUACCUCAUAGGGUUGUUGUGAGGAUUAAAAUGAGAAAAUGAAUGUAAAACACUUAGCACAGUUUAUGAAAUAAUAGAUCUUCAAUAAAUGAUAGUUUCUACAGCCA